Molecule: messenger RNA, 5542 nt
Organism: Pseudopodoces humilis (Tibetan ground-tit)
Lineage: Eukaryota; Metazoa; Chordata; Aves; Passeriformes; Paridae
Source: RefSeq, a predicted model, not a curated record
AUGAACACAGAUAGCGGUGGGUGUGCUCGCAAACGUGCUGCAAUGUCUGUCACAUUAACAGCUGUGAAGAGGGUUCAGAGUUCUCCAAACCUAUUGGCCUCAGGGUCUGAUUCUCAGUCUCCAGAUUCAGCUUGGCGAUCUUACAAUAAUGGCAGUAGAGAGACACUGAAUGGAGACGCUAGCAGUUCAUCUCUUUCAGCAAAAGGUUUUAGGAGCGUGCGGCCAAAUCUACAGGAUAAAAAAUCACCAACUCAGGCUCAGAUCACAGUGAAUGGGAAUUCUGGCACUGCUGCCAGCCCAGUGAGUCACUUUCAAAGGCCUUUUUCCCCUUCUUCAGCUUACCCUCCACCAGCUUCACUCAAUUCCAACAUUGUUAUCAUGCAGCAUGGCAGGAUGAUGGAGUCCACAGAGACAUACUCACAACAUGUUCAGAAUGUUGGCAGCACCACCACCACCAGUACAAUACCAAUCUGUAGAUCCUCAGAAGAAGAAAAAAAAAUUACAGUAAUUAAAGCACCACAUUAUGCAGGGAUUGGCCCGGUAGAUGAAUCUGGAAUCCCUACAGCAAUUAGAACGACAGUUGACAGGCCAAAGGAUUGGUACAAGACAAUGUUCAAGCAAAUCCAUAUGGUUCAUAAGCCUGAUGACGACACAGACUUGUAUAAUACUGCAUAUGCAUACAAUACUGGUAGCUACAGUCCAUCCUUCUCUGCUCAGGCACACCCCGCUGCAAAGACACAGACGUACAGACCACUGUCCAAAAGCGCUUCUGACAGUAGCUCCGAUGCCUUUAAGGUCUCGUCCCCUCUGCCACCCCAUGUGCCACCACCGGUACCACCACAUCGUAUGCGCCAACGGUCUACACCAGAAAAGAAUGACUGGGAUCCUCCUGACAGAAAGGUAGAUACUCGCAAGUUCCGUUCUGAACCAAGAAGUAUUUUUGAAUAUGAGCCGGGAAAGUCAUCGAUCCUUGAACACGAAAGACCGGCUUCCUUGUAUCAUCACUAUUCAACAGACAGAGGCCUGGACAGGCCCUCCAGUUCUGCAAGCACUGCGAGUGACUACAGAAAGCGAAGGAAGUCAGAACCUGCUGUAAGUCAUCAGAGGGCACACAGUGAUCAGAACGCCAACAGACCUAACCUGGGCCGUACAGACACACAGGGCCCAUCUACCACCCUUAGGAAGCCUUUAACUAGCUCAUCUCCUUCUUCUCCAUCAAGAGCAAAAGGUGGGGAUAUUAGCAAAGUAUAUCCAUCCCUUUUAAGUUACUCGGUGCACAACCACAACACCUCAAAUGAAUUAGAUUACUGUAGCACUUACAGACAACAUUUAGCUGUUCCAAAUGAUUCAAGAAGGGCAACCAGCUACAAGAAUGGCUGGCAAAUGACUCGCCAAAAUGCAGAAGUCUGGAGUAGCACAGAGGAAACCGCUUCUCCAAAGAGGAAAUCUCGUAGCUGUGAUGACCUCUUAACAGAUGAUCACGAUAGCUAUCCCGAUGCACAGGCCAAGGCUGAAAGCAUGGGCUCUCUGUUAUGUGAGGAGGACUCCAAAGAAAUUUGCUCAAUGAACUGGAACUCCCCUUAUGUUGAGGGCCGUGGUAGUGGUAGGUCAAGAGUUCGUCACAGAUCUGCACACGAUGCUCCAGGUUUCCUGAAGAUGUACAAAAAGAUGCACCGCAUCAAUCGCAAGGACUUGAUGAAUUCUGAGGUGAUUUGUUCUGUCAAGUCCAGAAUACUGCAGUAUGAAAAAGAACAGCACAAAGGUAUUCUUCAAGGCUGGAGAGAGUCUUCUACUGAGGAGGUGCCCAGAGACAUGGUGCCAACCAGAAUAUCUGAAUUUGAAAAGUUAAUUCAGAAGUCAAAAUCAAUGCCGAACCUUGGUGAUGACAUGUUGUCAACUGUUACAUUAGAGCCUCCUAAAAAUGGCUUGUGUCCAAAGAGGCGAUUUUCUAUCGAAUCCCUGCUGGAAGAAGAAACUCCAGUCAGACAUCCCUCUCAGGUACAACGGAGCUACAAGUCUAAAACCCUGGUGCCAAUUCAUAUUGAAGUGACCAGUGAUGAGCCACAACGAUCACAUAUCGAUUUUUCAGACAGCGAUCAAGAUGGAGUGGUUUCUGAUCUCAGUGACUUUAUCCAGAUAGAGGGUUCAUCCUUUUGUAGUGAAAGUGACUUCGAUCACUUUUCCUUCACUUCAUCUGAAAGCUUUUAUGGAUCAGGCCAUCACCACCACCACCAUCACCACCACCACAGGCAUCUCAUCAGCUCCUGCAAAGGGCGAUGCCCAGCAUCCUACACCCGCUUCACCACCAUGCUAAAACAUGAAAGGGCUAAGCAAGAAACCACUGAGGAUCCAAGGAGACAGGAAGCAGAAUCUGGCCUGUCUAAGAUAGCAUUCCUCGUCAGUCCAGUGCCUUUCCGCAGGAAAAAAAGUGCAGCUCCUAAAAAACAAACUGAAAAGAAAAAAUGCAAGUCAUCUGUAUUUGAAGCACUAGAUUCUGCACUUAAAGACAUCUGUGACCAAAUUAAAGCUGAAAAAAGGCGGGGAAGCUUGCCCGACAACAGUAUAUUACACAGACUUAUUACUGAGCUGCUUCCAGACAUUCCAGAAAGGAAUUCAUCUCUUAAAGCUCUGAAAAAGAGUCCCACGCACCAGCCUUUUCAUCCACUGCCUCAAGAUGGUGCUAUCCAUUGUCCACUGUACCAGAAUGAUUGUGGAAGAUUACCUCUUAGUGCCUCUUUUCCAGACAUGGAUGCAACUAACAACAAUGAUAGUGCACUGUGUUUCCAAGACCAGGAGUCUCCUGGAAGCUAUUCUUCUGCUUUCACUGAUGUGGGAAGAUGUACUCCAAGGGAGAGAAGAGGAACUACAGACAAAGAGAAACUGCCAGCUAGAGCUGUAUAUGACUUUAAGGCUCAAACUUCUAAAGAGCUGUCCUUUAAGAAAGGAGAUACUGUCUAUAUCCUCAGGAAAAUUGAUCAAAACUGGUAUGAGGGUGAGCACCAUGGAAGAGUUGGAAUAUUCCCAAUUUCUUAUGUUGAGAAACUUUCUCCCCCAGAAAAAGCACAGCCUGCCAGGCCACCUCCCCCUGCACAGAUUGGAGAGAUUGGGGAAGCUGUUGCCAAAUAUAAUUUCAGCGCAGACACAAAUGUGGAGUUAUCACUUAGAAAGGGAGACAGAGUAAUUCUUCUUAAGCGAGUUGAUCAAAACUGGUAUGAAGGUAAAAUACCAGGAACCAACAAACAAGGCAUCUUCCCUGUUUCCUAUGUAGAAGUCAUCAAAAAGAAUCCAUCAAAAAAUGUUGAUGACUAUCCUGACCCUCCAAUACCACAAAGCUAUUCUAGUGACAGAAUACAUCAUUUAAGUUCAACUAAGCCACAGCGCCCUGUGCUUUCUCAUGAAAAUAUACACAGUGGGGGGGAACCGUUUCAGGCUCUAUAUAACUAUACUCCUAGGAACGAAGAUGAAUUGGAGCUCAGAGAGGGAGAUGUCAUUGAUGUGAUGGAAAAAUGUGAUGAUGGAUGGUUUGUGGGAACCUCAAGAAGAACCAAAUUCUUUGGUACUUUCCCUGGAAACUAUGUCAAGAGGCUGUGAAAUUUUUUUUUCUACUUAUUUAUGCUGCAUCUCUGCAACAUAUCUGCAUAAAGCUGCUAGAAAACAUGCUACGCUGGCCUUCUGUUUUCUUGCUUGCAGUCUCAAAUAGAGGCCAUCUAGUUCAUCCUCAUCCCAUCCCACCCGCCAAACCGUUCCAGCAGUAUUACAGCAACGACCACAGUGUGAAUAACUAAGCUUUUCUGAGACAAGAGGAAUCAUUUCAACAUUUAAAUACUCCCUGCUUUAAAGUCUUUUCAUGUGAAACACAAUAGGAGAAGCCUGAUGACAGGUACACAGAUGAGUUGCCAUGGGGGGUAGGGGGAAAGGGGAGAAAAUUAUUCCUAGUUUGAACAUUUGUGGUACUACCAUGAAGUCUGGUGGGAUUUUUUUCAGCAUGCAUGUAAUACAGAGGAAAGUUGCUGUUUACUAUUUUUUAAAAAAUUGAUUUUACACGUUCUUAUUAGCUUGGCAGCAUUUGUUGCUUCCACAUUGCUGUGUCACGGGUUUGCCUAUUGUACUGGUUUACAAUGUAUGACAAACUAUAAUAUAGAUUUUUUUGCCUGCACUUGUAUGCUGUAACAAAUGCACAGUGAUUGUAAAAUCUCAAGGAAGCAAAGUGAAAAAUGGAAGAACUGCAAGUGUUCUGAAUGGGUGCAAUGGUAUUGGCUAAAUCUUUUGUCUUUUCCCUCAUGAAAAACAGUAGUGAACAUGUCGUUUUUUUCUGUUAAAAGGUAAGAAGUACAAAAGGCAGAAAGACUUGGGAAAGAGGAUUUAAGGAAAAGCGAGACAAUGCUGUAAGCAUAGACAAUAAAAACCUGCUAUUGAUGUCUGAUAUUAAAUGGUUGUAAUCAAAAUGUUGUAAUAGUAAGCACCAUGAAGUAUAAGAGGUUAGUGUUUUUACUUAUCAGGAAAUUAAAGAAGCAGGAAGAUAAACAGUGUUAGUGCAAAGGGUUGUUGGGUUUUGGUUUUUUUCUUUCCUAACAUAGCCACCUGAAAAAUAUUCACAAGCAUCAUGUACUGAUUUAUUUCACUAUAUAUGUGUAUGUAUGUUAAUGAAACCCAAGUUACACAUUCUUUUUAGGAAUUUAGACAGAAAAAAGACACAAGUAUUAAAACCGAUAUAUUUUAGAGGUGUUGGGUUUUGGUUUUUUGUGUGAAUGAACAAGUGUUUGAAACAUACAUUUUCCAUAAGCAAAGGUAAGCAUAAAUAGCAAAUGAAAUUAAGGCACAGAAUGAUAAUGACUAUGGCUUUAUAAAAAUAAAAAUUUGGAUUUGGUUUCUUUGGCACCUUAUAGAUGGCAAAAGCUUCUGCUGCAUUUCUCAUGGGAAAAGGAUCAAAAUUAUCAAAAUGUAUGUAGUCUCUGUAGCAUUUUGUAUAUAAUUUUGCUUUUUUGUACAGAGCCAUUCGGUUAUUGAUUUUUAAAAGAUUAAGUUUCUUAUUUGCCCUCUUCACAUACAGAACAUUUCAAUGUGUUUUUCUUUUCUUGCUCUGUUUACCAUAAGCACAUCUGGAUAGUGCAAUUCUGUAAGAUAGCAUUUUAUGCAAAAUUUUAUUAAUUAAAAUAUGGUUUACCAGCCAAAUCUAAAUGUACAUAUGUCUUUAUUACUGAGAAAGGUCAUUAAGGCAAAGGUAAAGAAACAUCUUUGUGCAGCAUACCUUUAUUAUUGCAGAUUUCAUGGCAAAAGCUUUAUAUUCAAAGGCUUUCAAUUUUAAACUAGAUCUGCAUGCAGCUUUGCUGUGAGAUUAAUACUAUCUUUGAUGCCAUUUAUGAUUGAGGACUUAAAUAUCUGUUGCCUGUGAUAUUUAAAAAGUACUGUUUCUACUCUGUAUCUGAUUUUAGAAAAUGCAGGGUUUUCAUACCUGGCUUUCAGGUAACUGACUUUGAAUUCCUACAAGCAAAAGGUCUCUGUGGUUUUUUUUCCUGAAUAGACUUCUAAUAAAUUUUGCUUG